Molecule: messenger RNA, 6461 nt
Organism: Hylaeus volcanicus
Lineage: Eukaryota; Metazoa; Arthropoda; Insecta; Hymenoptera; Colletidae
Product: coiled-coil domain-containing protein 43
Exons: 3
Coding region: 178-801 (207 amino acids)
Source: RefSeq, a predicted model, not a curated record
AAUUACGCCGACCCUGGGUAAUCCAAUAUGGAGCACGAGGACGCCCGAUGCUCGGUUUGGCACCACAAAUUGUGAGUAAUUUCGCGCACAAAUUAGCAAGAAUUGUUGGAAGCAUCGUUUUGGGAGGUCUCGAGCGUGCUGCCAAUAGUUAGGCUCGAAAAAUUGGAAAAAUCGAACAUGGCGCUCCCGACAAACUGUUUCGACAACUGGCUAAGUAAGAAGUUGGAGGCUUUAAAUACGGAUCAGUAUGUGUUUGGAUCGUAUAUCAAAGGAAUUUUAGACGGUGAUGGAACUGAAGAUGAAAAAAUAGAAGCUCUCGAAGGCAUAUUCGCGGGCAUAACGGAUGACAAUAUCAGUAAACACGUGUUAGAAAUUUUGAGUGCCUGGACUAAAUGUUUACUCGUCAGAGAUGAGACGGCUUUGAAGGAACCAAUGGAAGAUGUGGAUGUUAUAUUGUCACGAGUGCUGGAUGCUCAGCCUCUUCAGACUACAACACCAAGGAGUUAUACUGCAGAGGAAAGGGGAAUAAGAGAUGCCAUUCUUGCACAGUACAGUCAAACGGCGGAUGAAGAUCAAAGUGAAGGUGAAGGGGAAGAAGAGGGUAUGAGUGGAGGAGACUGUGGAAUCGAGAAAAAUACAAAUGCUGCCUUGAUAGUGCAACAAGAAAGAGAGAAAAGGGAGAAAGCUAAAUUAGAAAGUCAGAAGAAAAAGGAGAAAGACAAAGAGGAUCGAGAGAAACAAAAGCAGUUAAAAGAGGAGAAGAAGGAAAGACGAAAAACACAGAAACGAGACUACAAAUAAUCAAAUGCUAAUUAGCAUAUGUAUACAUUUCUGUUUAUUCUCAUGCAUGCAAGGAUCUCCAACAGUCAUUUAGAUCAUUUACUAAUACCCCGUUAGUAAUUUGUGUCUAUAAUAUGCAUAUCCUAAAACAACUCAAGUUUACAUGAAAUGCCAAUCAUGUUUCUUGCUAAAUAAUGUUAGUUAUGUCAUAGCGGUUUUGUAACAUUACAUCCUGUGCCUUCUAUUGGUUAAAAAUCUUUGUGAAACAUUGUACUUCUUUUACAAGUCUUUUACUUAUUGUUUUUGUAUUCUUUUUACGAGAUAUUACUUCAUCUGUAUUAAAUCUCAGAUUGAUCUUAAUUCGUUGUUCUAUUUAAAUCGGACUCUGCUAUUAAAACAGAUAAAUAACUUGUACUUAUCAUUACGCUUAGCGUAUAUUUUCUCAUUAGAUAGCUCAUGUAUUUAAUACCGAUACAUUAAAUAAAUCAUUUAAGUACUCAACAUGAGACCUACCUGUACGAUGACUACCGGCAUAAAGUUUUCUUCCUCAUUUUCACGGUUGGUACAACAAGUAACGCCCUGGAGAAUUGGUAUUCGCGCAUUAAAAUUCAAACGAUCGAUUCACGAUACAACUGCGAUGACAAAUUGAUCAAACGUUGUUCUUGUAUUUGUAUUUUUUAUUGGUAUAUAUUUACACACAAGAUACCGUGUCGAAACCGAGUCAUCUUGGUAUUGCAUUAAUAAUGAAAGACAAACGCAGUAAGAUAAAAACAAACGAACAAAUGAUACAAAAGAUGAUGAUGCUUCAGUAUUGUAUCGUUACAUAUAUUAAUGUCAUUAUCAUAAUCAUUUAUUAUUAGCAAUUCUUCUCUUCGUUCACUAUAAUUAAGUUGGGCAGAAAUUGACGAACUCGCACUUACACGAUAUAACAAGGUCUUCCCUGUUCAACGCCGAGUACAAAUCAUCGUAUCAACUUCUGCUUUCUCAUUCUCAUUCUCUCUACUUCGCACACACCUUCCCCAUAGUUCUCUCCGUCUAUAUCCUUUCCCCCUCCCGUAUUUCUUUUUAUUCUUUAUUCGUACUCGUUUAACAUUUUGCAAAGCUUGUUACAACACAUCGAAUAAAACGUCUCGAGUAUAUCGAUUUCUAAUGGAUACACCUUCAAAGUAACACGCUAAUAGAUUCCUAAUGAAAUCACGAUUAGAAUUUACGCCAUUGAUUUUUAUCUCGACAUGCAAAAAACUGCGUUAUUACCAAAGAUAUAUUUAUACAUUUUGUACGUGCUUCUAUAUUCACGGGGAUAAGACCUAUAUUUAAUAACAUGAAAUCCAAUAGAGACCCCCGAUGAUUUAAAAAAAAAAAGAAAUUAAAAUAAAAAAAAACGGGAAAAAAUACGUUGCGGAAACUUACAAAUUUCAUGUACAAUCCCUCAUUCAGCGGCUACAGCGUAGAACUCCGUCGACCGAUUUGAUUUUCGCAUAAGAACGAUACUCGCUGCUCGAUACUCUUGCACUAAGAACUUUUAACGCAUUCGAGACCGAUAUAUUUAUUAGAAAACCCACAGUAACCACUAUUAUGUUUGCAGUGCUGUUCUGACCCACGUGUUGAGUCGUUGAACACUCGGGGUGGGAUGUUGCAUGACUCCGUAUGGCGAAUCAUCGGUCUCGAACGUGUCAACUAGGGGAAUCGUUCUAAAACAAAACCGUUGCUCGUGAUUGUCCUAUCGAGGGUAGUCUAAAAACGAUCAAUCGUUGUAACCACUUGGAUAGAUCGAUGCCAACUACGGAUCAAUCUGUGGAGGAGGGAAGGGGAAAAGGGAUGGCAACGAUCUCGCUAUGUAUGCACAGUUAUUAUCUAAUUGAACUCGAUAGCUCUAAUCACGUUGUUAACUCGAUAACUAGUUGCACGCUGUUCUAACAGAUAUACGCUAAGAGCAUUCCACGCUGAAGCCUGAAAGGGAGUUCACCCUUUUUUCCUCUCGUACAAAUUUAGAUCUUUUAGACACUGUCGUCCCCUUUUUCGUUACACUUACGUACAAGAAAGCGACUGUCGUUCAUGUCCACGAUAACUUUGACCACUGAAACUAACAAGCUUGUGUCAGGAUGACGGUUCUUAUUAAAUCCAAGCGAAUUUAAUCCUUUGCGAGCCUAUUUUAGACAAGAUUUGACAGGAAUGUCCCGGAAUCAGAAAAUCUGGACAGCAAAGGGUUAAAUACUCGUUUACAGGUGGCAAUUUUUAAGCUCAAACUUCUUCUGUUCCAAUGUUCCUUCAAAGAGAGUAUACUUCAAUAUUUUUGUCAGUUUAUGUAGAUUUAGUCGACCCUAACGCACGUAAUUUGAUCCCACUGUAUACAAUUAAUGAACACAACUAAAAACUCAAGGACUGUACAAUUGGCGCAAAUGAUUCGUAGGGGCGAAGAAAAAAAACGUGACCAAAGACAGAGGUCUCGCCACGUUUUUGUACGUUCGCGAAGCUUUUUGCGCCAAGCAUGUUCAGUCGACUCGAUUAAACCGUUGACGUAAAAACUGACAACAAAGAGCAAAUAACUAUUCUUUCAGAGAUUAUUGCACACUUCUGUACAAUUGAAAAUUUCAUCAGAUAAAUUUGUGGUAAAUUUGUGGAGAAAAAGAUGUUAUAUGGUAAAUAGAAGUAUAAAAAUAACAGGAAGUACAUUGAUGACUGCACAAUAAAUGCAAUUGAUUAUUUUAAAUCAAUACUGCCUAAAUGGCAUGAAAAGUUUGUCUCAACUUUGAAAUAUUGAAAUUUGAAAAUAUUAAGUCAUUUCAUAUAUGUCUUUGCAUAUUUAACUGCAAGAACUUUUUACACAAAAGUAAAUAUACAUAAGCAUCAGAUGAAACUGAAACAUUUCCAUUGAAUGCCUUAUAUAUACCAGGUACAAUUUACUUACAUGAAGAGAUAGAUAUGAGAAGGCUUAUGAAAUGACUUGAUAGCACUGACUCCAAAUUUUAUAUUAAAUUUUGACAUAUUGGUGUUAGUAAAAACGUACCAAGUAUCUCCACAAAAAGAAAUAUCUACACCUUUUUAUGAAAAUCUACCAUUUUUGCUUGUAGUUACAGAGAUUAUUCGGUUUUACACAUAUUUGCUUAUAACAUGAUGUUGCAGUGACUGGUACUGGCACGAUUCAAGUAUAGGUUUUACAAUAUUUUUGACUCUGACUAAAUAAUUGUGUAUCUGUAGUCUGCAGUACAAUAACAAAGAGUAUGAUGGCUUUAGAGCAAAAUAAGCUUUGCUUGAAUUAAAAGAUUAGCAUAUCGAGUGAGAGAAGCAUCUUCCUCUUGGAUGUCAGUUUCUUCAGCAAACGAUUCGAUUGACGCGACUGUGCAUUCAGACAGUACCAGGGGGAGGGGUAAAGGGGAGUAGGUGCUCCGUAUACUGGAGCUACGUUGUUUCAACGGUUUUUUCUCUAUUUAUUUCUAAACGGGUACCCUAUAUUUAACUCGUUUUUUGUCGCUUCCGCGUGGGUUUCUUAAUACGUAAAAUCGUAUAUGUAUAUAUGUAUAUGUAUAUGCAAUAAUGUGACGCAUUUUCCCUGGCAGGUUUUCCCUCUGUUUUCCCAUUUCGUCUUUCUCUGUUCGUUUUCUCCAGGCACACUCAUGCAUAUGUACGCACACGCGUUGUUAAUGAUAGUUAUCAUACACGAUUUGAUAUUCUUGUUUGCUAUAAACCUGUGUGUUGCCUUAGACACUACGCUCGUUAAAUGUUAGACAUUUCGUUCUAACUACAGUUGAAUGAAGUUCUUUCAUGGACAGAUCUCUUUCUCUCUCUCUCUCUCUCUCUCUCACCCAGGCCCUAUCACGGAUUGGUCUAACUGUGCUUCACACUUACAGAGGCUCCAAAAUUACAUGAAAUGGUAAUUGGGAAAUUAUUAUGAUAAUACAUUCGGUUCGUGUUUUUUGAUUUCUGUGAAAGAGGCAUUGUUAAUUUAGCAACAGAAAAAAGUUUGGUAGAUAACGUGGUUACAUUUGUUCACAAAUAGAGCAACUCAUGAUAUUUGAUCAAGUAAUGAUAAAUAAUAUGUUUGGUACAAAGAGUAAUAUCAUUGGCAAGGCCCAACAGUGAGGCUCAUUUAGGAGCAGAGAUGGGCAAAAUUCUUAUCUAGAUGAAAAUUGGAAUAAAGAAUAAUAUCGCUCUUUGUACAAAAAUAUUACUUAUUAUACAACUAAUUUUGUUUAAUGUACGUGGGUUUUCUACAAGAGUACGGGGGCCUCUCGAAUGUAAGCGAGGCUGCUCAAUCUCUGAAGGGCCCUGUUCUCGCUCGUGAAUUUCUAAUCGUUCGUCACGUGUUCCAAUAAACCAAAUCGGCCAACGAUUCACGAACCCGCGUAAGAUUUAUAAAAUGUAUAUAGUGGACGCGUUGUUUGUCGCUUAAACGCUACCCUUGUCAGUCGUUCUAGCGCGGAUUCGUCUUUCGUACACUUGAGAAUUUAUCGUAGCUCUUGCAAGAUGAGGCACUUGGGGAACAUAUCUAAAUAUCUCUGUUGUCGUUGAAAGUAUGAAAGUGACAAAUACAAGGACUUAAUUCUUUAACACUUUCAGGCUACACGGUGUACUAUAAUUCUGUGUCAUCUACGAUAUCGUUAACAAGUUUAUAGAGAUUUUUUUUUUCGUGGAUAUUCUGAUACUUGAUAUUAAUACUACAUAAACUGCGUUGCCGUGCGAUAUACAUUUUACACGAUGCAAAAGCUACACGUCUCGAUCUCUAGAUCUUUCAUCGUUUGCAUCGCGAUCUAAAUCGAGGGGUGAAGUUGUAUCUAAAAGGAAUCUCAAAAGUCUGACGAAACUUUACUUUCAUGCAAUAUUAUAGUGAAAGGAUCGAGCAAAGAUUCUCAGCAAUACUGAAGCCUUUAAUUGAACAUUCUACACCUUUCUAACAAAAGAAACAACUUGUACAUGACUCUGUUUCGCAUCUUAACUUUCCAUCGCUUUCCAUCAAAAACAACAGAGAUAUUCACGUGCUUUUUAGAUACCUCACCCUGUGUUUUAUUCGUGUUUUCUUUCUGCGAUAUAUCUUUGACACUGCAACUACUUAAUCAGCGUUAAGCUGUCAUCUGGUGUCUAAUGUGCGAGUACCUAAACCAAUGUAACGACGGAAGAGCUCUCGGCAUGCUCUUGAAAAAUUUCUUUCAAGCACAUACAAAAAUGUUACUUAUCUUUACAAACAUUCUUCGAGGACGUACAGCAAUGAUCCAAACGCGCACAGCGAUUACCUUGCUCGUAGCGUGUACAAAGGGAAGAAGAACCGUGCGGGAAUCUGUCUAAUGACGCGAGGUCGUGACAUUCCAACUAAAAUCAACGCUAUCGCGAUCAAAUUGCACCCGAACGAUGAAUCGUUUCCUCUCGAGAAGCUAAUAAAAUGCGUUUAAGGGGGUGAAUCUCGUGUGCUCGUAUACAAAUACUACGUGAAAAAUGUAUUACGUAUCUCGGUAAGUCUCGCGGAGGAGACUUCAAAGAAAAUUCUACAAUGACGUUUUAUAUUUCAGUCUUGUUACGUGUGAAUCUUUUGUCUUUUCUUUGUUUUUCUUUUCUCACCCCACAACGCAAGUACGCUUUGACAGUUUUGGUAUUCGCGAAUUUUAAAAAUAAUGUCCUUCCGCGGUUGCCUCUGCAGGAUUCCACGGGCAAAGAUUAUUGGCGCUACUGGUGACGGUUUUUUUUUUUUU